Messenger RNA from Orycteropus afer afer, 774 nucleotides. RefSeq names its product leucine rich repeat containing 3 (gene LRRC3). Gene Ontology annotation, cellular component: plasma membrane. NCBI's taxonomy places the organism in Eukaryota, Metazoa, Chordata, Mammalia, Tubulidentata, Orycteropodidae. The record is from RefSeq and is a predicted model, not a curated record. Gene Ontology annotation, molecular function: protein binding.
AUGGCCCUUUUGGGCAGACAGAGCCCCUCCUCCCUGCAGGUCUCCAAGGGAGGGCCUUGCCUCCUUCUCCUCUUCUGCCUGCCUUUGGGGGCCACCUGUCCACAGGGCUGCCAGUGUCCAGAGCAUGCAGGGGCAGUGGCUGUGCACUGCAGUGCCAGUGGCCUGCAGGAGGUUCCCAAGGACAUCCCCACCAACACUGUGCUCCUGAAGCUUGAUUCCAACCAGAUUGCUCGAAUUCCUGAUGGAGCCUUCCAGCACCUGAGCCAGCUGAAGGAGCUGGACUUGUCUGGGAAUGCUAUCGAGUCCAUUGGCCCAGCGACCUUUGCUGGCCUGGCUGGGGGUCUGCGGCUGCUGGACCUGUCCAACAAUCGCAUCCGCAGGAUCCCCAAGGACGCCUUGGGCAAACUCAGUGCCCAAGUCCGCCUGUCCCACAAUCCCCUGCACUGCGAAUGUGCCCUACAAGAAGCCUUGUGGGCGUUGCGGCUGGACCCUGACUCAGCGGAUGCUAUUGCUUGCCACACCUCUGUGCGGGAGGAAUUUGUGGGGAAGCCGCUAAUCCAGGCCCUUGAUGCCGGCAUCAGCUUCUGCAAUGCCCAUCACAGGACUACUGACGUGGCCAUGCUGGUCACUAUGUUUGGCUGGUUUGCCAUGGUGAUCGCCUAUGUCGUAUACUAUGUGCGCCAGAACCAGGAGGAUGCCAGAAGACACCUGGAGUACCUGAAGUCCCUGCCCAGCACCCCCAUCUCCAAGGACCCAAUAAGCCCUGCACCCUAG